GUGUAUAUGAACGUUUACAGGUCGUUUGUCCUAUAAAUCGUCCUAGUUAAUUCAGUUUAAUAACGCUAUAUAAAGCAAACAAACGUGGGGAAAGGUGAACACACAUCCAGAAUAAACAUGCUUGAUAAUUAGAAAUUGAAUGGAUUAUGCCUCUAGGAACUUACAGUGUUAUAUAACUUGAUUUGUUUUUGCGUUUAAUCACAUCUGUCAUAUAACCUGCUCAACGAGUGUUCAUAUCACACGUAAUUUCAGUAAGGAUUAUAACUCCAAAAAGUGUUUAAAAAAGAUAAUGGUGCAUUCGAAUUAUCAGGAAUGGAACAUUAUUUGACGUUCGUAUCGUCCAAGCAUUGACCGCUUGUACGAAUAAAGUCAGUGCUAUUGAACUGCAUAUUAUAAAUUAUACAACUUCUCUGAUUCUGAAGAUUUGUUUCGGGUGCCACAGUUUACACAAUGGGGCAAUCUUUUGACGAAUUCUGCGGGGAAACGAAAAUAUGGGACACAGACAUCCUACUGAACAGCUCCUACCCGAGGUUCACGGAAUGUUUUCAGAACACUUUACUGAUAUGGAUCCCGUGCGCGGUCGUGUGGGUGUCACUUCCGUUUUACAUGAGGUUCUUCCUGAAGACAGACAACAUGGCGCUCCCGCUGUCGUUUCUAAGCGUCACAAAGACGUUCGUCUCUCUCGUGCUGUUCUUGCUGACAUGCGUGGAUCUUCUGUACUCCAGUCAGAAUCAGACCACCGGUCUCAACGACUUCACGGCCUUCUUCGUGGGCGGCAGUGUCAAUGCGGCGACGUUUCUGCUUGUUGCGGUACUGGUUCAGAUGGAGAGACUCCGAGGACUCACGACUUCCGGUGUGAUGUUCAUAUUUUGGUUCCUAACUGCCAUAGCAUCUGUGGUACCAUUCUACACGCGAAUUGAAGAAAAUGAGACAGACGACACCUUCCGUUUCUCUAUGUUCUGUGUUUACUUUGGUCUUGUUUUGGUCCAGCUGGUUCUCGCCUGCUUCGUGGAAAAGCAGCAGAGACGCGGGUACCAGGCACUGGAAAAGCCCCAGUGUCCAGAAGCAACAGCCUCGUUUCCAUCCCAGCUUACAUUUAAUUGGAUCACAUCGUUAGUGGUCCAGAUCUACAAACAUGGAAUCAAAGAUGGGGAAUUAUGGGAACUUCAUCCUCGUGACCAAUCAGAUUCAUUCAUCCCUGACGUCUUGCGCGCGUGGAAGCACGAGCUCGCGAGAGCGAGACAAAAACAAAAAUUAAAGGAAAGACGCAGGGCGAAAAAAGACAGUUACCAUGGACAGCACGAGACGAGCUUUACCAACCGGCUGACAUCAUCAUCGGAACACACGCCGCUGCUUGCGUCAUCGGGCGGGAAAUAUGGCAUUAAUGCAUCCACCAAAAAGGAAGAUGAUAAAAAGAAAGAAAAUGAGACAAAAAAGAAUCAAGCUAGCCCGUCACUGUUAAAAGUGAUCGUCAAAUGUUUUGGAUGGGCUAUAUUGAAGGGUUGGGCGUGCAAGUUGGUAUAUGAUGGUCUACAGUUUGUCAGCCCUUUGGUGCUCAGCCUGCUGAUUAGUUACGUUGAAAACAAAGAAAACGAACCUUACGUAUGGAAGGGGUACGUCUACGCCGCCUCCUUAUUCGUCGUUGCAAUGACCCAGUCCAUCUUCUUCCACCAGAAUUUCCACGCCAGUAUGACCGCGGGUAUGAGGGUCAAGUCGGCCCUGAUUGCGGCUGUUUACAAUAAGGCUCUGACAAUGACGAGUGAAGCCAAGCAGACAUCUACAGUAGGAGAAAUUGUCAACCUGAUGUCUGUGGACUGUCAACGCCUGCAAGACCUUACAGGCUACCUGUGGAUGUUAUGGUCUGCGCCUGUACAGAUGAUUCUGGCCAUGGUAUUGCUGUGGAACACUUUGGGACCGUCCGUCCUGGCUGGGCUGGGCAUACUGAUUCUGCUAAUGCCCGUUAACGCCGUGAUCGCUACCAAGAUGCGGAAGUUCCAGGUCCAACAGAUGACCUUGAAAGACUCUAGGAUCAAACUAAUGAAUGAAGUUCUCAAUGGAAUCAAGGUUCUCAAACUGUAUGCAUGGGAGCCGUCUUUUGAGAAAAAGAUCCUCGAAGUCCGGAAUAAGGAAUUGAACGUUAUAAAGAAGGCGGCAUACCUGGGAGCCGUUAGUACGUUCUUCUGGUCGUCUGCACCGUUCUUGGUGACGCUAGCGACGUUCGCUACCUACAUCCUGAUUGACGACCAGAACCAAUUGGACGCCAACAAGGCCUUCGUGUCCCUGUCGCUGUUCAACAUCCUCCGAUUCCCCAUCAACCUCCUUCCAAUGAUUAUCUCCUAUGUUGUUCAAUGUAAUGUGUCCCUCGGUCGAAUCAGCCGAUUCCUACAGAACGAGGAUAUCGAUCCCAACAACGUGAUCCGAACCGACUUUUCAGAUCACGCGAUGUCGAUAGAAAAUGGCGUCUUCUCUUGGUCAAAGACGGGAACACCAACUCUGCAAGAUAUCAACAUUGAAGUGGGUGAUGGUAAGCUAGUCGCUGUCGUGGGGCAGGUCGGAGCGGGAAAAUCGUCUCUUGUUUCUGCCUUGCUCGGAGAAAUGGAGAGAAUUUCCGGUACAGUAAAAGUGAAGGGCUCUGUGGCUUAUGUCGCACAGCAGGCUUGGAUUCAAAACGCCACCGUCCGGGACAACAUCUUGUUUGGUAAAGAGCUGGACCAGAACAAGUACCGCCAGGUGAUUGAAGCAUGUGCUCUCGAGCAGGACCUUGAGAUACUCCAGGGUGGGGAUAUGACAGAGAUCGGCGAAAAGGGUAUCAACUUGUCGGGAGGUCAGAAGCAGCGAGUAAGCCUUGCGCGUGCAGUGUACCACAACGCCGACGUCUACCUCUUUGACGACCCGCUCAGUGCCGUCGACUCUCACGUCGGCAAACAUAUCUUCAACAAGGUCGUCGGAUCAAAAGGACUGUUGAGAAACAAGACACGUAUCUUGGUGACGCACGGUGUUCACUGGCUGCCGAUGGUGGACACAAUCGUCGUAAUGAUUGACGGCCGUGUGUCAGAAAUGGGCUCUUACGAGGAGCUUCUAUCACACGAUGGAGCGUUCGCCCAGUUUCUCAAGACAUACCUGACACAGGAGCAUGACGAUGAAGAUGACGACCCCGAGGUUCAACAAAUAAAGAGCCGGAUAUUGGAGCGGGUUGACUCGGUCACAUCCGGCACAGAUGGAACAGAGAAAUCAGGAGACGAAGACGUCGUCGCCCGUCUAAGAAAAACUCCGGCGAAGAGUACUAAAACCUCUAAACCCCCGAUGGCGCGUUCUAUCUCGGCCAUGGAACCGGAAGUCGGAAAGGGAAAAUGGCAAGAAGAGAAAGACCCGAAAAAAACAGACAAACUCAUCGAGGCGGAGAAGGCGGAGACCGGAAACGUAUCAUGGCGCGUGUACUUCAAGUAUCUUGCGGCGAUCGGAGCCUUCUACUCGGUUCUCAUUCUGGUUUGCUUCAUCCUGUACCAAGGUGCGGCUAACGGCGCCAACAUCUGGCUGCAACAGUGGACCGAUGACAAAUACCUUCAGGACCUCAAUAACGUUAACACGACCGAGUACAAGGACAAGAAUUACAUGUACCUUGGGGUUUAUGGCGUGUUUGGUGUGGGGCAAGCGGUUCUUGUGCUGAGUUACGCUGUUUUCGCGGCUAUGCGGAUGAUCCACGCGGCAGGCGUGAUGCAUAACGGUAUGCUGGCGAACAUCCUCAAGCUGCCCAUGGCGUUCUUCGAUACGACCCCGCUUGGCAGGAUUGUCAACAGGUUCUCAAGAGAUGUAGAAACAAUAGACAACGCUUUGGCGAUGAAUUUCCGAAUGUUUCUCACCACGUUUUUCUCAGCUCUCAGUACCGUGGUGGUAAUCAGUUACACGACACCAACCUUUUUGGCUGUGUUGGUUCCCGUCAUGUUACUGUACUACAUGGUCCAGCGUUUUUACAUCCCCACAUCUCGCCAACUGAAGAGAAUAGAAUCCACUACUCGCUCGCCCAUAUACAGUCACUUUGGGGAAAGCAUAGCUGGUGCAAGCAGUAUCCGAGGGUACCGUGUAGAACAGCGCUUUAUGUAUGAAUCCAAAGAAAAGGUGGAUAAGAACAUGGUAUUCUACUUUGCUGGGAUAGCUUCGAACAGAUGGCUUGGUUUCCGACUGGAGGUACUCGGCAACCUCAUUGUGCUAGCGGCGGCAAUAUUUGCAGUUGUCAAAGACGGGAACACCGGAGGUUUAGUCGGGCUAUCUAUUUCAUACGCUUUACAGGUGACGGGCGCUCUGAACUUCCUGGUGCGAAACACGAGUGAUGUUGAGACUAACGUGGUUUCUGUUGAGCGCGUGCGGGAGUACACGGAGGAACCCACGGAGGCCGAGUGGGUGUUGCAUUUCAAGCGUCCUUCAUCAGAUUGGCCUGACCAGGGUAACGUUCGCUUCAACAACUACUCGACCCGUUACAGGGACGGUUUAGAUCUGGUGCUGAGGGGCAUCUCUUGCGACAUACGAGGAGGAGAGAGGGUUGGAAUAGUAGGACGAACAGGCGCGGGUAAAUCUUCCCUGACGGUGGCGCUGUUCCGGUUGAUCGAGGCGGCGGGAGGCAACAUUGUCAUUGAUGGCCAGCGGAUAUCAGACCUCGGACUGCAUGACCUGAGGUCCAAACUUACCAUCCUACCACAGGACCCUGUACUUUUCUCCGGUACCUUGCGAAUGAACCUUGAUCCGUUUGACCAGUACACGGACAAUCAGGUGUGGGUGGCCCUCGAACACUCGCAUCUUAAGGCGUUUGUAACCGGUCUGCCGGAUGGACUGGAGCAUGAGUGCGGGGAGGGAGGACAGAAUUUGAGCGUUGGACAAAGGCAACUGGUGUGCCUAGCGCGGACACUCCUCAGAAAGACCAAAGUGUUAAUCUUGGAUGAGGCAACCGCAGCUGUGGACAUGGAGACGGAUGAUCUUAUCCAGAACACCAUCCGGGAAGAGUUCAGGGGCUGUACCAUACUGACAAUUGCUCAUAGGCUCAAUACUAUCAUGGAUUACGAUAAAAUAUUGGUUCUUGACCAAGGUCUCAUAAAGGAAUUCGACUCGCCCGAGAAUCUGCUAGCCGAUACCACCACAGUCUUCUACGGCAUGGCGCGCGCAGCAAAUCUCGUCUGAAACAAAGUUACGAGUAACUAGUUGUCCCCAGUGAACAGUUGUCCCGAGUAUAUGAACAAAGCUUAAUUCGAACAGUUUGAGAAUUACAGGGUUGGACUAGAAGUGAAAAGUACUGAUUCAAAACAGCCAAACAGGGAAGAAAUCUAGUGCAAGUGAAAAAAUAACUUAUAUCAAAGGGUUGUAUAAACCAAGGCAGCAACUUGUAUUGAAAUUACGAUAGCAAAUAAGAUAUUCAUGUAUGGAACUAAAUAGUUUUGUUCAAAGUGGAAAUACAUCAUCUUUACUGUUGUAUGUAAUCUUUAGUAUGUGAGAAAUGUGUUUGCUUUCAAAAGGCUUUCAGACCUGAAUCAAUUAAUUUCAUAUUAUACAUGAAUGCAUGAUUUAUAGAUUGACAUGUAUAUACAUAUGUAGUUUGCUCACACGUAUGUAUUUUUCUUAUAUUAGCAGUAUUUAAUCAUAGGACUUUCAUUCCUAUAGGGAGAACUUGGCCGAUCGAACUUCUGUGAUAUGGCAAUUAGUUUUUUUAGAAUAAAUAUUUACUGGUGCUUGUUAUAUGGAUGAAUAUGGAAGAUUUGUAUUGAGUGAUUAGUUAAAUAAAUAUGUGGACUCUUU
This is a messenger RNA of Mya arenaria, 5781 nucleotides long. Its product is annotated as multidrug resistance-associated protein 1-like. The record is from RefSeq and is a predicted model, not a curated record. Gene Ontology annotation, molecular function: ATP binding; ABC-type transporter activity; ATP hydrolysis activity. Gene Ontology annotation, cellular component: membrane. NCBI's taxonomy places the organism in Eukaryota, Metazoa, Mollusca, Bivalvia, Myida, Myidae. Gene Ontology annotation, biological process: transmembrane transport. Bases 451 to 5169 code for a protein of 1572 amino acids. The transcript is spliced from 35 exons.